ACGAAUAUCCAUAGCGUAUAUAAGCAGAGAAUUCCCUCCGUUUCCCCAUUGUCCAUUGUUCACUGUCCUCCCUAUCCUCUUCAAGAUAUACCCUCAUCCCAUCGCAAGUAACACCACCCAUCAUGGCUUCAAAGACCUGGAACGUCGGAAUUGUGGGUUAUGGCUUCAGUGCCAAGACCUUCCACAUUCCCUUCAUUCAGGAAGUCCCUCAAUUCAAGAUCACCGCUGUUGUGCAGCGCACCCCCAAGCCCGAUGACGAUGCCGAGAAGGACCACCCCGGAAUCAAGUCCUACAGGACCACCGAGGAGAUGGUCAAGGAUGAAGGUGUCCAGGUGGUGGUCAUCACCACCGCUCCCGAUUCGCAUUACGCCUUGGCCAAGCUGGCCCUCGAAAAUGGAAAGCACGUUGUCUGCGAGAAGCCCUUCACCCCCACCACUCAGGAAGCCGACGAGCUGGUUGCUCUGGCUAAGAAGCAGAACAAGCUCCUGGCCGUAUACCAAAAUCGCCGGUGGGAUGCCGAUUUCGUGACCCUGUCGAAGCUCGUGAAGAACGGCUCCCUUGGCCGUGUGGUGGAGUUCGAGACUCACUUCGACCGUCACCGUCCCCAGGAGCCCUCCCCCGAUGUUUCUAAGUGGAAGAACAAGGUCAUCCCCGGUGGUAGCGCCAUCUAUGACCUGGGCGCCCACCUCUUGGACCAGGCCGUGCACCUGCUUGGCAAGCCGGAGCGCGUGACUGGAUUCAUUGGUUCCCAGCGCGAGGUCAACACUUCUGGUUUUGAGGACUCUUUCACUGUUCUGCUCCACUACCCCAAGGGUGUGCUUGUCACGGCCAAGGCUGGUGUCGUCAGCCCGGAAGAGGAGCAACUGCGCUUCUGGGUUCGUGGUGAGAAGGGCAGCUUCAAGAAGUUCCAUCUCGAUGUCCAGGAAGAGCAGCUCAAGUCUGGUGUGAAGCCAGGUGACAGCGGAUAUGGUCGCGAGCCUUCUGAGAGAUACGGUACUCUCACAACCAUCCAGGAUGGUAAGCCUGUGAAGGAAGUCAUGCCCACCGUAGAGCCCCCGACCUGGACGGAAUACUACCGGAAGCUGGCGCGGGCUCUUGGUGGAGAGGGUGAUCUCCCAGCCAGCGGAGCCGAGGCUCGUGAAGUGAUCCGGCUGAUUGAAUUGGCUCAGGAGAGCUCGAAGCAGGGAAAGACCCUGGAUGUAUAAAUUUUGCAUAAAUAGUGUGCCUCUCACGGGUCAUGAUUUAAUGAUGGAUAGAAUUAAUUUUGUAUUGUACAAGUGACAGUGUGAAGCCUUCAGCUAGUGAUUCUCUUAGGAGGAAUAGAUGCCGC
This is a messenger RNA of Aspergillus vadensis CBS 113365, 1330 nucleotides long. Its product is annotated as putative NAD binding Rossmann fold oxidoreductase. The transcript has 5 exons. Gene Ontology annotation, molecular function: nucleotide binding. Lineage: Eukaryota; Fungi; Ascomycota; Eurotiomycetes; Eurotiales; Aspergillaceae. The record is from RefSeq and is a predicted model, not a curated record. The coding region runs from base 123 to 1205 and encodes 360 amino acids.